Haliotis rufescens (red abalone) is the source of this 2933-nucleotide messenger RNA. RefSeq names its product ras-like protein family member 12. The transcript has 5 exons. The coding region runs from base 1194 to 1907 and encodes 237 amino acids. Gene Ontology annotation, molecular function: GTP binding; GTPase activity. NCBI's taxonomy places the organism in Eukaryota, Metazoa, Mollusca, Gastropoda, Lepetellida, Haliotidae. The record is from RefSeq and is a predicted model, not a curated record.
ACACAUGUGCGGGUCGGGCCUAUCUCUUCCUUCGCAGUCGGGGUCCGUGAACGCGUAGGCUUGCCAGUCAGACACCGUCUUCCUCAGGCGCUUGAGGAACUGUGAAUGAUAGAGGCUGGCUGUAUGUGCUGGAAUCGGAGAAUGCACAAUGGGUAUGAACCUACAGAAGUUUCGUAACUUCUUCUCAACGAAGGAAGUUUGGUGCUAGCGCAAACUCACUCCAGAAUGGGAAGAUAACAUCAGUGGAAGAUCAUUUGAGAGAAGGGUUUAUAGACUUGGCGAGUGAUCGGCGUCAAGGUGGUGGUGAACAGUUGAACGCUGGAUCGGAAAACCAGAGACCAUCACAAUCAAACUGUGGAUGUAAACAUAGCAUGGUGGUUACUUGGCAUGGAGACGCACUGUAGUGAAACACUUUUAUAACGAGGUUGUUGUACACAGGUAGGCAUAUCGUGAAUUGAGAUGCUGUUAUAACGAGGUAACACAAGUUGAACUUGUGCCUUGGAAUACCAAGUUUACGGACUGCUUUGCUUCGUUCGGCCCUUGCUGGACUUACCUAAUACUUCAGUGUGGAAAGCAGCUGUAUGGGGGAGAUAGCGUGGAGGACACAGUGAUAGCGUUCACUAUAACAGAAUCAUGGCCGCGAGUUGAAGAAAUUCGGAUUUAUAAAGUAAACCAGUGAAGUUUUACCACAUAAACAUUCCCAAGUGGAAGAACCGUGACGCCAUAUAUUCUUGGAAAUUUCACCCAGGGGUACAUUUUCUGUGUGAGGAGGUGUACUGAGCGGUUCUGUGAAAUUUUGGAUUUAAUUAAGCCCGUUUUGUUGGAACCAACAUCUAGAAGCUAUGGUCAUCAACCGGUCAGAGUUCGGAUUGUGAAUAUUUUACUCAGCGCCAGUCUCAAGAUAGCAGAUAAACUAUCCUUUGCCUCAACCUCAUUUGAAGAUUAUCAAUGGUAGUUUGAAUCGUACAUAUCAAACUAAUUGGUACUGUAUUAUCUACAAGAGCAAGAAGCAUGUAAAUAAUAUCUAAGAUCAGUUUGAUAUCAGAGUAUAUCAUAACCUAUGACUUUCAGUAAAGAUCAUAAAAGAUGUGUUAUGAUUAGACGUCAUUUGUGAACAAAAACAUUUCUGUAUCCUGUAUGUCCCGAGCCAUGUUGAAACCCUUCCCAGCAUUGUCAACAGGUGUUUAAUCAAAAUGUCGGGGAGAGGAAAGGUGUUUCAUCGCAACGGUGGAGCACCGGAAUACAACAUCGCCCUGGUUGGAUCUUUGGGGGUGGGGAAGUCAGCGCUCACCGUCAAGUACAUCACAAAGCGGUUCAUCAUGGAGUAUGACCCUGACCUUGAGGGGACGUAUACGAAGCACGAGGACUGGGACGGCCAGGAGCUACUCGUCAAUAUCAUGGAUACCUGUGAUAAGGACGACAGCGAGGCAAUGCGCUAUCUGAAGUGGGCAGACGGCUUCCUGGUGGUGUACAGUAUCACCAGCAGGCAGAGUUUCGACAAGGCCCGGGAGUAUCUGGACCUGGUCACUCAACAUCUGAAGAACACGUCCAGAGAGUGUCCGGUCGCGCUGGUCGGCAACAAGAUUGAUCUGGAGAGAUACAGACAGAUCAGCAAGGCAGAAGGGUCUGGGUUGGCCGCAGAAGUGGACUGUUCGUUCUUCGAGACGACGGCAGCCGAGGAGUUCGAGCACGUGGAGGGCGUGUUUCAGCGCGUGCUGCAGGACAUUCACCAGGAAAAGUACGGUCACGUGUUACAGCCACUCGUUAUAUCGGAGGACAAGGCAGCGUUCUUUGCUUCUGCCCGCAGGCCUAAGUCCCCCAGGGGGACGUCUGACCGUAAGGAGGAAAAGAACACAGCCAAGAAAACCCCCACAACAUUCAACAAACUGUUUAAGAUAUUUAAUUGACGAAGCUUACGAGUUCAUGGUGAUGAUACUACAAGCACUAGGUCAUUAGAUGCAGAAAGCCAGUCUAUGUACAUACAUGCCGUAUGUGUGUCCCUGAGAUGUGAAUAGUUCAUCAGCGUUCUCGCAUAUGACGUCACGAGAUUCUGCAUGCAAUUACAGAUCACGACUGGUUACCUUUAACGGCAUCGGUGCCUAUGGUGGCGCACUAUUUACGCUGGCUUUUGUCAUAUGUCUCAUCAGUGGUCAGUGAAGUCAAAACACGUCAUAAGGUGAAAACACAAUGGAUGUGAAUAGUCUAAUCGAUAACCCUACAAAUGUGAUCGUACUAUUAGGUUUGCUCAUCAUUUUGGGAAAGUGUGGGUACAUCAGGUUUCUCCCAAGUGCGCAAUGUUCUGUGAAAUCAUUGGCAAGCAACCUUGACGAGGCCUGCUUGACUGAUGCGAAACAUUGGUAUCAUGACACAUAAGCAUCUAAAUAUGUCGAAGUAGACCCGUACACAUCGAGGAUGAAACGACCUUGGUAAAUUAUGUAUAUUCUCAAGGAUCGAGUUUUCGGACCUCUGUCACUUCAGCGUCCUUGCAUUCACUCGUAACCUUAAUACGUGCAUUUUGGAAUAUUAUUGAUAUACAUGUAUUUUCAUGCCCAGUGGCACGAAAAGACCUUAGCUCUGCAGUCUCUGAAGUAAAACUUUAUGUUGUUAAAUUCUCGUUUAUAUGUAGCAGAAAGGACUAGAGACAAUUUUAACUUACUUGAUAUUUAAACUUUUUAAGUUUUGUUUCAGUGUCUAUAUGACAGACUAGUAUAAGAGACGCGUUGGUUGUAGCACCGAGGUCGCUUUGUGAACGGGUCCAUGGGUUCGUUGCAUAAAUCAGCAUCGCAAGCGUCUGUGGUUGGUGUUUACACGUCACACACAAACACCUUGGCCCCGUUCCACAAAGCGAUCGUUACGCUAAUGUGAUCGUAACUCACAUACUUUAACAUUGGCUUACGACAGUCGUAGCGCUGAGGUGAUAGUAACUCACAUAC